AUGCCGGAUGCUCUUUGGGAUGGCGGUUCGAGACGAUUCGCGGAUGCAUGUUUUUCACUGACAACGACGCAAAAUUUUCUUUCUUUCUUCUUCUUUAUUAUAGGGUACGCGUACAGUUACAAAGCGAUCGAGGAGUUGGUGAUAAAGCCGAAAAGAUGGCGCGAUUUGAUGACGGACGAGAAGAUUACGAGGGAUGAUUUGUUAAUCGUUCAAGAUCCGAUGGCCACGACAAGCAACGCGCGAGAAGGCGGCGGCGAUAGAAAUAGAAUGUUAGAAAAGAUGGACCACGUGAUCACGAAAAAAGGCGCGAACUUUAUUGGGAGUAAAGGCGGCGUGAAGAAAGAAGGAGGAAGUAUCAACGCGGACGCGAUGUCAGAAGACGUGAAGAGAGCGUUGGAUGCGUUGAAAACGAAGGAAGCGAAAGAGGCUUUUAAAGGUGGCGGCGGAGGGAAAGUCGCGGAGAUGGAGAUGAAAAAAGCGAAUGAUGCUAGAAACAACGACGACGACGAAGAUGUAAAAGUAGAUUUGAAGAAGCUUCACCAGUACGCGGACAAACCGCACGCGGCGGACGUGGUGAAAUUCGCGCCCGGCGCGGCGACGUUUUCGAGCGCGGAACCCGUCGAUUACUCGAAAAAAGGCGUCAGUGAUCGCGAUUACUUCUUGAAACGACCUUUAGAGGAGGAACGCCAACGUUUCUUGAACUCUAUGAAACGUUUUCUCAAACCUCGAAGAUUCGAAGAAAAUCACUCUCGCUCGGACGGUAAACAAGCCAUGGGCUUCACGUCCACGAUCGGCGGCGAAGGAUUGAAAGGCGGCAAAGAGAAGAAACCUGUGUUUUUGAAUCCCAAAAAAGGCGAGAAAGGCUACGUUAGUCUCGACAUUCAACAGUUUGGUUCUCUCAACCUGGAACUUCACUGCGAUAUCGCGCCGAGAACGUGCGAAAACUUUCUCCAUCUGUGCGAGAAGGGUUUUUACGACGGCGUGAAAUUCCAUCGCAACGUCCCGAAUUUUAUGAUUCAAGGCGGCGAUCCAACCGGAACCGGGAAGAAAGGCUUCUCCAUAUACGGCGAAACGUUUAAAGACGAGUUUGGUUUACAAAAAGGCGUGUUGAGUCACAAAGAACGCGGCAUUGUCUCCAUGGCGAACAAAGGUAAAGACACGAACAAUUCGCAAUUCUUCAUCACGUACGGGAAGAAUUUGACGCAUUUAGACGGAAAACACACAAUCUUUGGCAGAGUCGUCGGAGGUUUGAAAGUAUUGGACGAGUUGGAAGAUAUCGAAGCAGACGAUAAAGAUCCCGAGAAAUCCGGCGUGGAUAUCAUCAUCGAAAAGACGACGGUUCAUCAAAACCCGUGGACAAAAUUGGAGAAGGAGUACGAGGACAAACGAGGAGGCGUCGCCGACGACGAUAUUAAGACCGCCAACGCGACGAUGGCGGUCAAAACAAACACGGAGAAAAAAAUGGAAGAAGAGGAAGAAAAGAAGAAAAAGAUGGGUCCUAAAAUAGUCGGGUCUGGCAUCGUUUAUGAAUUCGGAAGAAAUAGAAGAAGAAGAAGAACGACGACGCAAGAAAGCGAAAGCGACAACAACAUCCGCGAAAAGAACAGGAGGCUUUGGUAA
This is a messenger RNA of Bathycoccus prasinos, 1620 nucleotides long. RefSeq lists its product with no specific name. NCBI's taxonomy places the organism in Eukaryota, Viridiplantae, Chlorophyta, Mamiellophyceae, Mamiellales, Bathycoccaceae. Gene Ontology annotation, cellular component: catalytic step 2 spliceosome. Gene Ontology annotation, molecular function: peptidyl-prolyl cis-trans isomerase activity; ubiquitin-ubiquitin ligase activity. The record is from RefSeq and is a predicted model, not a curated record. The coding region runs from base 1 to 1620 and encodes 539 amino acids. Gene Ontology annotation, biological process: protein polyubiquitination; protein peptidyl-prolyl isomerization; protein folding. The transcript is spliced from 2 exons.